This is a messenger RNA of Astyanax mexicanus (Mexican tetra), 2167 nucleotides long. Its product is annotated as zinc finger protein 271-like. The record is from RefSeq and is a predicted model, not a curated record. The coding region runs from base 219 to 1526 and encodes 435 amino acids. The transcript is spliced from 2 exons. NCBI's taxonomy places the organism in Eukaryota, Metazoa, Chordata, Actinopteri, Characiformes, Acestrorhamphidae.
CCCGGAUGACGCUGAGCUUCCGGAGUCUGUAGCUGGAGAGGAGGAAGAGCGGGAUCAGCUGAACUACAGAAGAAAUUAAAAUAUUUUCCUGAAAUUCAUCACCAACAACCAGGAUAUUUAACUAAGAGCAAAGUUAAACUGCUGAAAGAGGUGAAGCAGAAGCCUUCCUGAAGAAUCUCCAGAACACGCAGAAAUUGUUUGCUACAUUUAAAAGACAAAUGAAGCCAAGUCCCGACAUGGAGAAACAUCAGCACUCUGUCAAGAGUUUUACUAAACAGAGUGAUCUCAAAAAACACCAGCGCAUUCACACAGGAGAGAAACCGUAUCACUGCUCAGACUGUGGGAAGAGCUUUAAUCAACUGGAGACUGUCAAACGGCAUCAGCGCAUUCACACAGGAGAGAAACCGCAUCACUGCUCGGACUGUGGGAAGAGUUUUACUGAACAGAGUAAAUUCAAAAUACAUCAACGCAUUCACACAGGAGAGAAACCAUAUCACUGCUCAGACUGUGGGAGGAGUUUUAAUCAACAGAGUCAUCUCAAAAGUCACCAGCGCAUUCACACAGGAGAGAAACCUUAUUACUGCUCAGACUGUGGGAAGAGCUUUAAUCGACUGGAGACUGUCAAACGGCAUCAGCGCAUUCACACAGGAGAGAAACCGCAUCACUGCUCGGACUGUGGGAAGAGUUUUAAUCAACAGAGUGAUCUCAAAAAACACCAGCGCAUUCACACAGGAGAGAAACCAUAUCACUGCUCGGACUGUGGGAAGAGUUUUAAUCAACAGAGUGAUCUCAAAAAACACCAGCGCAUUCACACAGGAGAGAAACCGCAUCACUGCUCAGACUGUGGGAAGAGUUUUAAUCAACAGAGUGCUCUCAAAAUACACCAGCGCAUUCACACAGGAGAGAAACCGUAUUACUGCUCAGACUGUGGGAAGAGUUUUAAUCAUCACAGUCAUCUCAAAAAACACCAGCGCAUUCACACAGGAGAGAAACUUUAUUACUGCUCAGACUGUGGGAAGAGCUUUAAUCAACUGGAGACUGUCAAACGGCAUCAGCGCAUUCACACAGGAGAGAAACCGCAUCACUGCUCGGACUGUGGGAAGAGUUUUACUGAACAGAGUGCUCUCAAAAUACACCAGCGCAUUCACACAGGAGAGAAACCGCAUCACUGCUCGGACUGUGGGAAGAGUUUUACUGAACAGAGUGCUCUCAAAAAACACCAGCGCAUUCACACAGGAGAGAAACCGUAUCACUGCUCAGACUGUGGGAAGAGUUUUAAUCAACAGAGUAAUCUCAAAAUACACCAGCGCAUUCACACAGGAGAGAAACCGUAUCACUGCUCAGACUGUGGGAAGAGUUUUACUAAACAGAGUAAUCUCAAAAGUCACCAGCGCAUUCACACAGGAGAGAAACCAUAUCACUGCUCAGACUGUGGGAAGAGUUUUACUAAACAGAGUAAUCUCAAAAAACACCAGCGCAUUCACACAGGAGAGAAAAAUGUCCCAAAUUUGUCUCAUGGCAAUUAAAAGCGCAAAUCAUAAAUUCCACCAGAAACAAAUAUGAACUGUAUUUAACAAUGGAUUUUACAGGUUCAGCAAAACUAUUCUUAUCCAGGGAUGAUGUGUAUAGAAUUCCAUGUUAUGUUUGUAUGUCUUGUAAGUUUGAAUAUUCCAGGACAUUCUUUGUGAGACAGAGCUCAGUUUUUAGGUUAGUUACUGUUGCGCAGUAAGGUUACAGGCUCAUUCACUCCCUCUGCUGGUGUUCUUGUUUGUCUAUGGUUCAGUCCAAUUAAAAAUCUGUUACUAUAGAGGGAUAUAGAGGGAUAUUUGGUUGUGUUGUAUUACUCAAGUUUUAUACUCUCUUAUCUUUUCCUUAUUGAAUAUUAAAUGUUGCUUAUGUUUUUUUUAAUCUCCAAAGUUACUAAGAAUAUCCAAAUAAUGUAGUUUCUUAAUUGUUUUUAUCCAGUACAAACUAUUAUCGCUGCUACUGUGUUGCCAGUUGCCAGUGUUGUAUCUUAAAAAGUCCACACUAAACUGUGAGAGGUUUAAGCUUGACGAGAAAUAUCGUCACGUCUUAAUCUCGUGAGAUCUCGUGCCACGAUACAGGAUUUGCUAUUUUACUGACCAAAUGUAUAAACAAAGCAUUUCCUGUUUUACUGUCUAUUGUU